AUGUCAAAGUCCUCACACAAUGAGGCUGAGCAAAGCUCAGGGGCGAACCUCCUUGCUUGCUCGCUCACCUGUCCUGGGCCGGAGCCAGGGCCGGAGCCGGAGCGGCCGGCAGGGCUGCGCCGGCUCAGGCCGGGCUGUGUUGUGCUGCGCUGGGCCGGGCCCUGCUCUGGCCUCUCUCAGUUCCUCGGGCCACGGGCCCGCGCCCGCCUCGCGCCUUCACCUCAGCCCCCACGGCCGCCGCCGCUGCCUCGGGCUCGGUCCCGGUCCCGGUCUCCUCCUCCUCCUCCGUCUCCUCCUCCUCUUCAGCAGCAGAAGCAGCAGCGGCAGCCGCGGCGGCCAUUCAUUGUCGGCCCUAAAAUUUUUUUGUACUUACUGAUUUCUACUUUGCUCUUUAAAUUUCUUUAAGUCAGGGCCAGCAAUUGCACUCACGUUGGUGUGCUCAUUCUUCAAUAUUCCUCUCCAAAAGCCACAAUCUUAGAUGGAGAAGUAUCUGGUCAAUAAUCUCUGGCCUCCAAUGUCUUCCUAUUAUGAGCUGUCCAACUCUAACAGACUGGAUGGGUGGAAAUCUUCUAAUUUAAAGUUGUCAUCAUACACAGCUUUCCAUGUGUCUUGUGGUUGUUGAUUCCAAUGGUAUUCAUGUAGAGAUGUUUGUGCUUUGGUCAGCUGACAACACCACCCAAGAAGUCUGUGAAUUUCCUCUCAAGCUGGCUGUUUCAUCUCAACACAAAUAUUUCUGUCACUUACAA
Molecule: messenger RNA, 746 nt
Organism: Monodelphis domestica (gray short-tailed opossum)
Lineage: Eukaryota; Metazoa; Chordata; Mammalia; Didelphimorphia; Didelphidae
Source: RefSeq, a predicted model, not a curated record